This is a messenger RNA of Racocetra persica, 596 nucleotides long. NCBI's taxonomy places the organism in Eukaryota, Fungi, Glomeromycota, Glomeromycetes, Diversisporales, Gigasporaceae. The record is from the annotation of a GenBank genome assembly.
CCGAACCAAGACAAACUCCGCCACCUACACCCGGAUCCGUACUGCAACCAACGUUCAUUAUAGAAGUAGCAAGAACCGAGACUCUCAACAGUUUGAAUAGUCUGACGGUAGAUUACUUUUCAGCUAAUGCACAGACCAAUCUUAUUCAAGUCUAUUUAGCGAUAAAGAUAUUUGAUCGUCGGCAGGACUCAACCGCAGCAAUGCUUGCGAUCCUCUACUUACGCAACAAUCAGGUCCCAAAUCCGGCACUAAAUGGUCCAAACCCGCCACCAAAUACACCACCCAUGAUAACAUUGGCAAACACGACACCAAAUCUUGCAAUUUCUUUCGGAACAGCACCAUUAAAUAAGCAAUCAACAGCUUUUAUUAACAAUACUGGUAUAUCGGCUGGUAGGUUAACUGGCUUCUUACAACGCACCGAUAUCGCCUGUACAGCAGCUGGUAUGCCAAAUUACCAAACAACUAUCCCUGCGAACUUACUUUUUAUGCCCAGAGUUGUUCCUGCUGGAGUGCCAAAUAAUUUUACCAUAGACCUAUGGGAGGUGCAGCAAGAAGCUUUGUAUCGUCUGGUGUGUAUUGCUUUCACGCUUCUCUGA